Fusarium oxysporum Fo47 is the source of this 1278-nucleotide messenger RNA. RefSeq lists its product as uncharacterized. Gene Ontology annotation, molecular function: FAD binding. The coding region runs from base 1 to 1278 and encodes 425 amino acids. The transcript has a single exon. Lineage: Eukaryota; Fungi; Ascomycota; Sordariomycetes; Hypocreales; Nectriaceae. The record is from RefSeq and is a predicted model, not a curated record.
AUGUCCACCCUCAAAGUCCUCGUUGUAGGCGGAGGCAUCGCCGGUCCCUCAGUAGCCCACUGGCUCUCCCGCACCGGCGCAGAAAUCACCCUCAUUGAGCGCUCCCCCAAAGCCAGAACAACAGGUCAACAGCUUGAUCUUCGCCACCAAGGCGUGGCGGUCAUGAAGAAAAUGGGUAUUGAGCCUGCGAUACGCGCUAACCAUGUUCAUGAAGUCGGAACACAGCUCAUUGACACAAAUGGUCAAACAAAGGCGUUUUUCCCGACGAUUGAGAGUGGCACUGGGAAUCAGAGUGUCACGACGGAGUAUGAGAUUAUGCGUGGUGAUCUUGUCAAUAUUCUGUUGGGGCUCACAGAGGGGAAGAAGAAUGUGAAGCAUCGCUUUGGAACAAGUGUUGCGAGCUUGACGCAGGAUGAUGAGAGUGAUCCGAAUGGAAAGGUCCAUGUUGGGUUUGAUGAUGGCCAGAAAGACGACUUUGAUCUCGUCGUCGCGGCUGAUGGGACGGGUUCGAGGACACGACAACUCAUGCUUGGACCUGAUGCUCCAGAUCCACGACAUUUCCUUGGUGGUUAUAUCGGCUUCUUCAGCGCUUUGUCGAAACCGCACGAUACGAACCGCUUCACAUUCUGCCAUUUGCCUGGCUCACGCUGGCUCGGUACAAGAAAGGAUAACCCGGAGAUGACACGCGUGUACAUGAACAUACAGAGUCAGAAUGAGGGCCUUGCAGCGGCGCACAAGUCGGGAAAGCUGGAUGAUCUCAAGGCUGCUUGGGCGGAUGUUUUCGCAGACGGAAAAUGGGAAAGUGGUCGGUUCAUGGAUGCGUUGAAGAAUUCUCCAGAUGCAAAUGAUCUCUACUCCACGCCCUGCCAAGAAGUUCGACUACCUCCGGGAUCAUGGUCCAAAGGACGUGUCGUAACCCUCGGCGACGCAGCGCAUGCCCAGACUGCAAACGGCUUUGGAACAACAUGGGGUAUCGUCGGAUCGUACAUACUCGCUGGCGAAGUAGCGACUCUGUACAAUCAAGACCCCAGCAAAGCAGUCGUACAGGGUGUCAAGAGAUAUGAGGAAGUCUUUCGACCAAUAGCGACGUCUCUGCAGGGCGACCAGAGUGCAUUCGCUAGAGCAGUAUUUGCGCCAAAGACGCAAUUUGGAGUGCAGAUACUUCACACGUUGGCAAGAAUGGCAUCGUGGUUCAAGCUAGAUCAAGGAAUGGGCCUUGAUUCCAAGAUCGCCAACUGGCAACUUCCAGAAUAUCCAGUACUGAACGCUGAUAAAUGA